Dipodomys ordii (Ord's kangaroo rat) is the source of this 2253-nucleotide messenger RNA. It is a transcript of the gene Txnrd3, whose product is annotated as thioredoxin reductase 3. Bases 80 to 1669 code for a protein of 529 amino acids. Gene Ontology annotation, molecular function: thioredoxin-disulfide reductase (NADPH) activity; glutathione-disulfide reductase (NADPH) activity; flavin adenine dinucleotide binding. Gene Ontology annotation, cellular component: cytosol; mitochondrion. The transcript has 16 exons. NCBI's taxonomy places the organism in Eukaryota, Metazoa, Chordata, Mammalia, Rodentia, Heteromyidae. Gene Ontology annotation, biological process: cellular response to oxidative stress; glutathione metabolic process; cell redox homeostasis. The record is from RefSeq and is a predicted model, not a curated record.
AGAGCUCUUUGCUUCUCUGGGAGUUGACUAUAAUAUCUUGGAACUUGAUCAAGUCGAUGAUGGAGCCAAUGUUCAAGAGAUGCUGUUGGAAAUUACUAAUCAGAAAACCGUGCCGAACAUUUUUGUGAACAAAGUACAUGUGGGUGGAUGUGACCGAAUCUUCCAGGCACAUCAGAACGGGCUGUUACAGAAGCUCCUUCAGGAAGACUCGGUGCAUGACUACGACCUCAUCAUCAUCGGCGGGGGCUCCGGGGGCCUCUCGUGUGCAAAGGAAGCUGCCAUUUUGGGAAAGAAAGUGAUGGUGCUAGACUUUGUGGUUCCAUCCCCACAAGGCGCGUCCUGGGGUCUUGGCGGCACUUGUGUCAACGUGGGCUGCAUUCCUAAGAAGCUGAUGCAUCAGGCUGCUCUCCUGGGGCAGGCGCUCAACGACUCGAGGAAGUUCGGCUGGGAGUACUCUCAACAAGUGAAGCACAACUGGGAGACCAUGACACAAGCGAUCCAGAGCCACAUCGGCUCUCUGAACUGGGGCUACAGGCUGUCCUUGAGGGAGAAAGGCGUGACCUACGUCAAUUCCUAUGGAGAAUUUGUUGAGCCUCAUAAAAUAAAGGCAACCAAUAAAAAAGGACAGGAAACGUAUCAUACUGCCUCAAAAUUUGUCAUAGCAACAGGUGAAAGGCCACGCUACUUAGGAAUCCCAGGAGAUAAAGAAUACUGUAUUACUAGUGACGAUCUCUUUUCUCUCUCCUACUGCCCUGGGAAGACCUUGGUGGUGGGCGCCUCCUAUGUCGCUCUGGAGUGUGCUGGAUUCCUCGCUGGUUUCAGCUUGGAUGUUACAGUCAUGGUGCGCUCAAUCCUUCUUCGUGGCUUUGAUCAAGAAAUGGCAGAGAAAGUGGGUGCCUCCGAUAAACCACCAGGAAACCGGAAUUAUAUCCCAAUAAUGAUCCAACAGUUGGAGAAGGGUUCACCUGGAAAGCUGAAAGUAUUGGCGAAAUCCACUGAAGGACCAGAGACCAUCGAAGGAGUAUAUAACACAGUUUUGUUAGCAAUUGGUCGUGACUCAUGUACAAAGAAAGUAGGCUUGGAGAAGAUUGGUGUCAGAAUCAACGAGAAGAGUGGUAAGAUACCAGUGAAUGAUGUGGAGCAGACCACUGUGCCCUAUGUCUAUGCUGUUGGGGAUGUCCUGGAGGGCAGGCCGCAGCUCACUCCAGUAGCCAUUCAGGCAGGCAAGCUGCUGGCUCGGAGACUCUUUGGGACCUCUCUGGAAAAGUGUGAUUACACGAAUGUUCCCACCACAGUGUUUACCCCUCUGGAGUAUGGCUGCUGUGGACUAUCUGAGGAGAGAGCUAUUGAAGUUUACAAAAAGGAGAACAUGGAGGUGUAUCACACUUUGUUCUGGCCCCUGGAGUGGACAGUAGCUGGCAGGGAAAACAGCGCCUGUUACGCAAAGAUAAUCUGCAACAAAUGUGACCACGAUCGCAUCGUAGGACUUCAUGUUCUUGGACCGAAUGCUGGUGAGAUCACCCAGGGGUUUGCAGCCGCCAUGAAGUGUGGGCUCACGAAACAGCUGCUCAGUGACACCAUCGGGAUCCACCCCACAUGUGGGGAGGUAUUCACAACUCUGGAAAUUACAAAGUCAUCGGGCCUAGACAUCACCCAGAAGGGCUGCUGAGGCUAGCCCGCUGCUGCCGGCCCUCCUUCCCUUCUCCACUCUCUGAAGACCAGAUGCCCUGUGCCCUGGACACUGUGGGCACAGAGUCUGACAGAGAUGAGAAGAGGACAGGAGACGGCAGCAGCGGCCCAGCCCUGGCUGACGGCAAGCAGCAGGAGGACUGCGCCCUUGACGCCCUGGCCCCGAACCUGCACCCAGGUGAGCCGCGGCCGACUCUUGCACGUCAGACCUGAACUCCUCCAAGCCCUUAGGAUGGACAGUUAGCCACAUUGCCUUUUGUCCCUGCGGGAGUCCCUGCGCUCUCUCUUUGCAUGUCCCUGGAGAUACUCUGGUGGAACUGACAGUCAUGGAGCAACUUCCCAGCAUCUGGGCCUGGCCCAUGCCAGUCCAUGGCUUCUGGGAGACACACUCGCCACUGCAAGAACACCGUGUGCUCCGCAUGGGCUCUAGUCAACUGUAGAAUGCAGCCUUGCAGUGCAUUUCACCUGCUGUCAGUGUCCCGACUUGGGCCCGCCAGAUGCCUGUGCUGGAGCCUUGAAGCCCUUGCCUGCCUGAGUGUUGCUGGCGGGAGGCGCUCCGGUCAG